This is a messenger RNA of Myiozetetes cayanensis, 2661 nucleotides long. RefSeq names its product nocturnin (gene NOCT). The record is from RefSeq and is a predicted model, not a curated record. Gene Ontology annotation, molecular function: poly(A)-specific ribonuclease activity. The transcript is spliced from 3 exons. Gene Ontology annotation, biological process: circadian rhythm. The coding region runs from base 78 to 1373 and encodes 431 amino acids. NCBI's taxonomy places the organism in Eukaryota, Metazoa, Chordata, Aves, Passeriformes, Tyrannidae.
GGCGGGCGCGGGAGCCGAGGCUCUGCCGGUGCCCUCCGAUCCCAGCCGGUCCCGCCCCGUCCCAUCCCGCCGGGAGCAUGUUCCAGAGCCCCGCACGCUGCCUCUGCUCGGCGCUGCCCGCCCUCUGCUGCGCCCCCGCCGCCUCGGCCUCCCGCCUGUCGCUGCCGCCGCGUCCCCGCGCCCCGCCGCGUCCCCAGCCCGUCGGCGCCGCCGCCCCGCGGGCAGCAGCGGGCGGCCCGCCCGCCCCGGGGGCGCCGCCCCGCACAGUGUGUUCCAUGGGAAACAGCACCAGCCGGCUCUACAGCGUGCUUGCCAAGACGCUGAGCAGCGGUGCCGUGUCCCAGCACCAGGACUGCCUGGAGCAGCUAGACCCAGCACGGCUGGAUCCUAUAGACCCCAAGGAUUUGCUGGAGGAAUGUCAGAUGGUCCUACAGAAACGGCCGCCCCGGUUCCGGAGGAACUUUGUGAACCUGAAGAAGAACACUGCCAGCAACCACCGUCCCAUCCGGGUCAUGCAGUGGAACAUCCUUGCCCAAGCUCUCGGGGAAGGCAAAGACAACUUCAUCCAGUGCCCCAUGGAAGCUCUGAAAUGGGAGGAGAGGAAGUGCCUCAUCCUGGAGGAAAUCCUGGCGUAUAAGCCCGACAUCUUGUGCCUGCAGGAAGUCGACCACUACUUUGACACAUUCGAGCCACUCCUCAGCCGACUGGGCUACCAGUGCACCUUCUUCCCCAAGCCGUGGUCCCCGUGCCUGGAUGUGGAGCGGAACAACGGGCCGGACGGCUGCGCCUUGUUCUUCCUCAAGGACCGCUUCGAGCUCGUCAACAGCGCCAACAUCCGCCUGACGGCCAUGAAGCUGAAGACCAACCAGGUGGCCAUAGCGCAGACGCUGAAGUGCCACGAGACCGGGCGGCUGUUCUGCAUCGCCGUCACCCACCUCAAGGCCCGCACCGGCUGGGAGAGGUUUCGGUCCGCACAGGGCUGUGACCUCCUCCAGAACCUGAAGAACAUCACCCAAGGGGCAAAGAUCCCCCUGAUCGUCUGCGGGGACUUCAACGCGGAGCCGACCGAGGAGGUCUACAGGGAAUUCUCCAACUCCAGCCUCAAUCUGAACAGCGCGUACAAGCUGCUGAGCCCCGACGGGCAGUCGGAGCCCCCCUACACCACCUGGAAGAUCCGGCCCUCGGGAGAGUGCCGGCACACGCUGGAUUAUAUCUGGUAUUCCCAGCACGCCUUGAAUGUGAACUCAGCCCUGGGCUUGCUGACUGAAGAGCAAAUUGGGCCCAACAGGCUGCCCUCAUUCAAUUACCCCUCGGAUCACCUGUCCCUGGUGUGUGACUUUAGUUUUAAUCAAGACCCUGACAGGCUGCUGUAAUGUGUUGGAAUGCCACCUGGUAUUGCAGUGACUGAACUCGCCACUAUUUUAUUUUAGAGAAGACUUCUGAAGCUGGAAGCUAUUGGAAGAUGAGGAAACACUGUUGACUAAACAUUAUUUCGGGCACUUGUUUGGAAUUACACUUGUCCUUCAGGAAGCCCUCAUUAAUGUGGAGCCUUUGAGGGAGGAAGAAAGAAGCUAGUGUUCUUACCGUGGUCUUCUUGCCAUGUCAGGGUUUGAAAACCAGAAGGCAAAUGAGCUUUAUCCUUUCACUAAGCCCCCUGUUUAAGGAUUUAAUCCUCUAAUGAAUGUGGAGGCCUUAGAACUUAAAUCACUUGUGUUUGUAAAACAACUUGCCCUGACAGCAUGCUAAUUUUAUUUAUUUCAUGUUAAGCUUUUGCAAGUACCAAAGGGAAUGAGGUUCAACUGCCCAGUGAGAUUCUCUUAAAUCUUUUUCUGUUGCAAUACGAAGGAAGCUUAAUGCAGAUUAGACACGAACAAAUCUUAAGUUCAUACUGGUGUGGUCUUCUCAUUUUCAUGUGACCUGAAAUGAUGACUUCAUUGAAAGUGAAUGGAUGGUGGUGCAGUGUGAGGAAGGGCCCCUCCAGUAAGAGCAGGUGAGGAAAUAGAGGCUGACUAUGACCUGGAGUAAUACCCUCACUUUUCCAGGACAAUGUGCAUGUGUCUGCUACACACAUACAGCCUGUAGGUAUGUGCACUGUAACCUUCGUCUCUUCUGUGCUUGCCUCUGGAGGGCACAGCUAACCAGGGAGUAUUUCUUCCUCUGCUUCAAGUAUUACUUUUCUAAAUGGUUUAAAUCUGUAGUCUUGUCAAUCUUGUUUCAGUGAAGGGCCAGUCUUAAUGUUGAAAGAUUUUAUUUAUCUUCAGAAACCUAAAGCUACACUGGAACCUGUCACAAGAUAAUAUUUAUUUAUUGGGAAAAGUUGGUUUGAAAUCAUGCAGUGUUCAGGAGCUUCCUGCUCCUGGGCCCAGGGGAACUCUGGCCAAGCACCUGGGCUCCAGCAGAGCUGUGUUAGUACAGUAACUCAUGUGAUGCUCAUUGGUAUGACAUUGGAAUUGCAUAUAUGGACUGUAAACAUGCCACUAUGCCAGAAAAUGCCACAGGGGGAGAGGAGGGAACAGAGACAGCAGUUGGGGUUGGGCUGACAUUUAGAUAAUUGAGAAAGAUGAGUCAGGGCAAAUAAAGCAGUACUUCCAUGUAAAGUAGGGUACAUAGUAACUCCUAAAUGUUCCAUGUGUUUAUUAAUAAAAGUCUUUGGAAAAAAAA